UAAUCGUCAAACUUUCACCAUGUAGGUCAUUCAGGUGCUCUUCGUGCCAUGGUUAUCGGCUGUGGUCAGUGACUCCUCAAGCUUUUUCACCCCGCUGUCAAUGACGGCCCCUUGGAUUGGCCGGCCGGACGAAAUGUCAGCUGCGCCGACCUACUGCGCGGUUGACUAUGAUGGGCCUGCAGCGGCACAACUCGUCUACUGCCCAACAGCGCAAUGGACAACUGCAUCAAUCACCGGGGACGAUUUAAGCAGCCGGCUCGCCAGCGUUUCCUUCAGUGGGCAUGGGAGCAGCGCCUUCGGCACCGCUCCUAAUCGUCAAACUUUCACCAUGCAGGAUGAGCGUUGACCACCUGUGCAAGUACACGAGCGGCAACUGCUCCAAGAAAGACAUGACGAUCACGUAUGGAGUGUUCCAUCCGCAGUACAGUCCGGACCUCCGUAUACAUGGUGCGUACUCGCCACAGGAAAUCUUCCAGUGUCACCUUUCCUCGUCGGACGCUCGCUGCGAAUCUUUCGACUGCAUUUCCAGCAUGAAGCGGACUUAUUUCCGGCCCUUGACGCAGCAGUGCUAUACAGUGGAUGCUUGGAACGACUCGCAUUUUCUGAAGUGCCCCUCGCCGUGGACAUGGGAGCUGCGGCUGGGCGCCUCGUGGGACCCACGGCGUACCAUGGUGUUUUUCGACACGGGAUCUCUGGCCACCGUUGUGCACCAAGCGCGCACCUGCCCCGCUCACAAGCUGACCGCCGUGUCACUCCAGCCAGGGAAGCUCCUGACCGUCGUCGUGAGUCAGCGGCGCGUCGAACGUCUUCCAUCACCGUACAAGUCUCAAUGUUCCGACUACAUCGCCCGCGGCAUCUACCCUGCUUUUGAAGGCUACCUGAACUACGAUUCAUGUAUGCAACACUGCAGCAUGGAGCUGGAGCAUGAGCGGUGCGGCUGCGUGCGGCCCCAGCACGAGUUUGCAGGCGCUGUGGGAUGGACCAACUGCCACAUUCAGGAGUCAGGCGCUUGUUUCCAUGCACUGAACGCAAGUGGAGCGUACACGAGCUGCGAGAGUCGCUGCGGUCUGCCAUGCGAAGAAAUCGUGUACGACGUGAAGCUUGCAGGCAUCACCGAAGAAGAUGGUUUCAAGCACGACCGAAAGAGCAGGGUCGACCUCGAAGUCAAGUUCAGCUCUGACGUGAUGCAAGUGGUCCAGUACGUUCCAGUGAUCACCCGGGUGGAGGUCCUCGGCUACCUAAGCGCUUAUCUCGGCAUCUGGCUGGGACUGUCACUUUCCACCUUGGCUAUCCAGGCCCGGAACCGCUUUUGUCCCUCUCACCGGCGCUCACUGACGGAACGACAGGCGUCAUUUCCUGGACAUGAUAUCCCUGGUUUAAGAUUCUGCUUAACCUACGUCGGUAGGAGACUACCGCUGCAAAUCAGGCGCAGGAGAGCUGUGGUGGCAGCAUUCAAGCAAGCUCCGCAUCUAUUUUAGGGUUCCUGUGCUGCAAUGCUGCCAAUGAACACACCCAACGGAUACGGGCAUGCAACUGACUCAUGUCUGCAAACAGUAUGCUUAGUAAGACAUUCACGGUACUAGUCGCCGUGAACAAACAGUAGUUCUUUUUUUUUUUCACUCAUUAAAGAAGGUUAAUGUUAGGCUAGGCCAUAAAAUAAAGAACCUUUUGUUUUCCAUCUUACUGCUGCACUGCAGCAUCUAGGCACUGUGCCAUGGGUAUGUGCUCUACUCAAGGUGCAUUUCAAGCAAUAAAGAGUCUGAAGUGAACACUGCACCCUUGUGAGGGCUUUGAAACAUCAAUAAAAUAUUCUGACA
Molecule: messenger RNA, 1817 nt
Organism: Dermacentor albipictus
Lineage: Eukaryota; Metazoa; Arthropoda; Arachnida; Ixodida; Ixodidae
Product: amiloride-sensitive sodium channel subunit delta-like
Biological process (GO): sodium ion transmembrane transport
Cellular component (GO): plasma membrane
Molecular function (GO): ligand-gated sodium channel activity
Source: RefSeq, a predicted model, not a curated record